ACGUCACAAACGCGCCCAUCGCUGCUCCGCCUGUCAGCUGUCGGACUCGGCUGUAGUGGGUCACGUGACAGUUGUGACGCAGCGCUCUGCAGCGACGUGGUGACAUGGCGCCUGGGACACCCUGACAGCCAAUAGCACCGGCAACUGGACACAGGAACCUUUCUAGUAAAACAAAGGCAAUAAAGCACCUGUAAAGAUGGGGGCCAACAGCAGUACCAUUAAGGAGCUGUCAGAAAAUGAAUACCUGAAGAAACUUUCUGGAACGGAUUCUAUUUCUGAAAAUGAGCCCUUCUGGAACCAGCUCCUUUCCUUCACUCUUAGCACCCCUACUAACAGUGCCGACUCAAAGCUCCUGGAAGAGGGGACUCUUUCCAUCUGCAAGUCAUUAAUUGAGAAUAAUCCGAGAACUGGCAACCUAGGGGCUUUAAUCAGAGUCUUCCUCAGCCGAACGAAAGAAUUGAAAAUAUCAGCAGAAUGUCAGAAUCAGCUCUUCAUCUGGCAGGCUCACAAUGCUCUCUUCAUAAUUUGCUGCUUAAUCAAAGUGUUCACAAGCCAAGUAUCAGAAGAGGAGCUGCUCCUUCACUUUACAUAUCGGGCAACUGACCCUGGAAACUAUGAAUCAGAUACAGAAGAUCUCUUUGAAGAAUUAUUAUUCUGUCUUAUCCAGCUCAUUGUGGAGAUUCCUCUUCUAGAUUUAACCUACAGUAUCUUGCUGGAAGCUGUCACUGCUCUGAUUGUGCUGCUGUCCUAUCAGCUGUUCCACAAGGAUAUUCUCCAUGAAAGUCCCAUACACAAGCACUUGAUGAACGGCCGAUGCCUCCCGUACACAAGCAGGCUGGUGAAGACUCUGCUGUACAACUUUAUAAGGCAGGAGAAAAGCCCUCCUCCCGGCUCUCAUAUUUUCCCGCAGCAGCAGGACGGAGGAGGCCUCCUUUAUGGGCUGGCAUCUGGCGUAGCAAGUGGCAUUUGGACAGUUUUAACUUUAGGAGGGGUCGGUAGCAAACCAACCCCCCAGCAAGAACAGUCGUCUCCUCUUGCCAACCAGAGUCUUCUCCUGCUCCUGGUUCUCUCCAAUUUGACUGAUUCCCCAGAUUGUCCCAAUCCAUUCAGGCAAUCUGUUACGUUCUUCAAGAACACCCAAGACAGCUCUGUUUCACCCACCCCAAAUCCUCACUCGUUUCAGAUAAAUUUCAACAGUCUAUAUACCUCUCUUUGUGAGCAGCAAAAGUCUGAUCAGGCGACUCUCCUCCUAUACACAUUAUUGCACCAAAAUAGCAAUGUGAGGACGUACGUUCUCGCGCGGUCUGACAUGGAAAACCUUGUUUUGCCCAUAUUGGAAAUCCUCUAUCACGUGGAAGAGCGCAAUUCCCACCACGUUUACAUGGCUCUCAUCAUUCUUCUCAUCCUUACAGAAGAUGAUGGUUUCAAUCGCUCCAUUCACGAAGUGAUUUUGAAAAAUAUUACAUGGUACACAGAGCGGGUGCUGACUGAAAUUUCCUUGGGAAGUCUCCUUAUAUUAGUGGUGAUCCGAACCAUCCAGUUCAACAUGACAAGAACCAGGGACAAAUACCUCCAUACUAAUUGCUUGGCAGCCCUGGCCAACAUGUCGGCUCAGUUUCGCUCACUUCAUCAGUACGCGGCCCAACGGAUAAUCAGUUAUGCCUGCCGCCACUUGCGGAGAUAUUUAUAUGUCCUGGACAAACUCUAUUUCCCUCACUCGCACUGCUCUACGCUGCACCAUUGCUUCUCGGCUCUCAGUGACAAUGGGGAGGAACUCUUGUCUCUCACUUGCUCCCAUAUACUCAGAUCCUAUGCUUCCAGUUUGUUUUCCUUGCUGUCUAAAAAACACAACAAAGUUCUGGAGCAAGCCACCCAGUCUCUGCGAGGAUCCCUUGGCUCCGACGAGUCGCCGCUUCCUGACUACGCCCAAGAUCUGAAUGUCAUUGAAGAAGUGAUCCGGAUGAUGUUGGAGAUAAUCAACUCCUGCCUAACCAAUUCGCUCCACCAUAACCCUAACAUGGUAUACGCCUUGCUAUACAAACGUGAGCUCUUUGAGCAAUUUCGGAGUCAUCCUUCCUUCCAGGACAUCAUGCAGAAUAUUGACAUGGUGAUUAGCUUCUUCAGCUUACGUUUGGAGCAGGCUGGAGCCGAUCUGUCAGUGGAGAGAGUUCUGGAAGUGAUCAAGCAAGGAGCCGUGGCAUUGCCUAAAGACAGACUGAGAAAAUUCCCGGAGCUGAAGUUCAAGUACGUGGAAGAAGAGCAGCCAGAGGAAUUCUUUAUCCCCUAUGUUUGGUCCUUGGUGUAUCACUCGGGAGUUGGGCUCUACUGGAAUCCUCAGGACGUCCAGCUCUUCACCAUGGAUUCCGGUUGACAAGUAAUUCGGGUCAAGCGAAAUUCCACUCUGUCUGCUUGAGCGCAUGGAGUGACAUAUUCCUCGGCACUGUUACCUCCCACCAGAGAACCUGACUCUGGAUAUCCCAGAAGCCCCUGCGCCUAUCCUGCCCUCCGUCACAGGCGUUUUUCUCUUGUUGUUGUUAUUAUUUUGCUUCCCCCGGCUCAAUGGGAACUUCUAGGAAAGGGAAUGUCCCUCAUACAAAGUAUAAAUUGCAUAUUAUUCAUGUGUUCUAUUUUUAUUAAACUGGAUAAUAAUUGCUAGAUAUUUUUAGUAUUUGCCACUCACCUUCCUUCAGGUAAAUGCCUCCAGCUUUUGGGUCUCUCACUGAAACAGGGACAUUGAGGAGGAUCCUGCGGUCUCUUGGAGUACAACUCCCAGUAUCCAGCUGACAGCCAGAGGAUGCAGGGAGUUGCAGCCCCAUAACUGCUGGAGGGUCCCAGUCUAAAUCCUGCCCUAUAAUAUUAAGGCAAUGUUUUUUUAUUUUAAUUUGUUAGAGAGGUGGCGAGUAAUGUUUCACAUGAUAAAGGAUGAUGGUAUUUCUGAUAUUUGGGUUCACUUGAUUCAAUAAAGCUGUGAAGUUAUCCGAUUGCAAGCUCAUGUUCCUAACAUGCAAAAGUAUUCACACCCCUGAGCAAUUCUCUGAAUACUAAAUCCUCCAAGAGAACUCAAAAUUAUGGUUUUUCGGUAACGGGACCUUGUUGUAUCCUGAGUAAUAUCUAUAGAAAACAAAGACGAACCGGUCAUCCAAUGCAACCAGAGAACCUGUCAUCCAAUAAAAAGGAGAGAACCAGUCAUCCAAUGAAACCAGAGAUCCGGUCAUCCAAUGCAACCAGAGAACCUGUCAUCCAAUAAAAAGGAGAGAACCAGUCAUCCAAUGAAACCAGAGAACCGGUCAUCCAAUGAAACCAGAGAACCUGUCAUCCAAUAAAAAGGAGAGAACUGGUCAUCCAAUGAAACCAGAGAACCGGUCAUCCAAUGAAACCAGAGAACCUGUCAUCCAAUAAAAAGGAGAAAACUGGUCAUCCAAUAAAAAGGAGAGAACCAGUCAUCCAAUGAAACCAGAGAACCGGUCAUCAAAUGAAACCAAAGAUCCGGUCAUCCAAUGAAACCAGAGAACCGGUCAUCCAAUGAAACCAGAGAAUACUUUUGCAAGUGCAUAUAAACUCCUUGGAUUCUGUUGUAUAACAGAUCUCAUUUACCAACAACAAAGUUAUUUUGGGUUACGAUGGCAGCGGCGGAUUCUUUGCUUUUAGUUUCUAUUUAUUUAUUGAUAUACAUUAAAUUUAAUGUUACAAAUACAAAUUCCAAAUUAUUUUGAUUUGGAAUUUGAACGGCUGUCUUGUUGCUAAGGCCGCCUUGUACCCUAGCAACCAGGCAGUGGUCAAUUGUCAGACCGGAAGAUGAUUAGGAGAAGGUGUACAUGUGCCCGUGUGUUAUACAUAUAUGAUAUAAAGUUAUACAGAUUGGA
Molecule: messenger RNA, 3863 nt
Organism: Xenopus laevis (African clawed frog)
Lineage: Eukaryota; Metazoa; Chordata; Amphibia; Anura; Pipidae
Gene: dym.L
Product: dymeclin L homeolog
Exons: 18
Coding region: 197-2371 (724 amino acids)
Biological process (GO): Golgi organization
Cellular component (GO): cytoplasm; Golgi apparatus
Source: RefSeq, a predicted model, not a curated record